Messenger RNA from Ophidiomyces ophidiicola, 2301 nucleotides. RefSeq lists its product as uncharacterized. The record is from RefSeq and is a predicted model, not a curated record. The coding region runs from base 1 to 2301 and encodes 766 amino acids. The transcript has 5 exons. NCBI's taxonomy places the organism in Eukaryota, Fungi, Ascomycota, Eurotiomycetes, Onygenales, Onygenaceae.
AUGGGAAUGAGCUUGAUGGCACAGGUGCCGAGCUCAAAGACCGUUUAUCCGCUGCUUGGACGGCCUCACGAUUCAUUGGACCAUAUCAGCCCUAAAGGCUUGGCCUUUCCGAUCUAUACCGGCGCUUUCUAUGAUGCCUCGACGACAAAUCUCACAUACCGCAUCCCAGAGCCCGUGCAAGGCGAUAAAGCGACUGACUUGGAAAUCACCCUCUCGUUUCUGUCCCCAAUCACACCCACGUCCACUGCUCGCCAAUCUAUUCCAGCUUCCUAUGUGACAAUUUACGUCAAAGGAAACAUUGCCGUCAAUUUCUAUAUGGAUUUGAACGGCCAAUGGGUCAGUGGGGAUCGAGGUAGUAUGCUGGAAUGGAGAUUUGACCAUAUGAUCCCCGAACAAGGCGACAACAGCCUGCUUAAAUGGCAGUUUAACCGGAAACACGAGCUUCUGUUCACAGAGACUGCGGAUCGCGCUGAAUGGGGCACUAUGCACUUCACAGCACCUGCGGGCACUCGAUAUGAAUCUGGGACAUCUGCGGUUCUUCGUAAACGGUUUGCAAGGACAGGAACUCUGGAGAAUACCAAUGACCGUAACUUCCGUUCAAUCAUGGACCACGAGCCUGUCUUUUCAUUCGCCAGAUCAUUCAACCUUAGCGCUAGCGCACGAGAAGGUGCAGUGACUUUUACCAUGACCUACAUACAAGACCCUGUUGUUCAAUUCGCCGCUGCACGUGGUUUGACACUUAUGAAACCGCUUUGGCAAGCAUGGUUUGCGGACGUCACCAGCCUGAUUAUUUUCCACUAUCACGACUUCCAUAAUGUUAAGCACCUGGCGACUAACUACUCGGAUCAACUGGCAUCGGAUGCUUUCUUGUCAGGUGCCGAAGAUUAUGUCGAUAUUGUUGCCUUAUCGGCAAGGCAGGUACUUGGGGCUACUGUCUUCUCUGGGACAGCAGAGAAUCCAGUUCUGUUUCUCAAAGAAAUAUCGUCGAAUGGAAAUUGCCAGACCGUCGAUGUGAUCUUCCCUUCCUUCCCAUUUUUCCUCUAUACAAGUCCACGGUGGCUCGCAUACCUUCUCGAACCACUGAUUGAGCAUAUGCUGAGUGGACAGUACCCAAAUAAAUACUCUAUGCAUGACCUGGGAUCGCAUUUCCCAAAUAUGACCGGCCACCCUGAUGGGAGAGAUGAGUAUAUGCCUGUUGAAGAGUGUGGAAACAUGCUUAUCAUGGCUCUCGCCGUCGUGAAUUCCCUUCGAUACCCCACGGGUACCCCUCCCUCGUUCCCCACCAGCAUUCCUAUACAGUCCCGUGCUAUCGGGAACAGCUCAGACGACCAUUCUACUGGAGCAUUUCCAUUGCUGCCGCUCCAGGUCAGUAACGGUAUUGAUAAACUCGAUACCCCUUGGCUUGACAAUGCUUCUGUCGGAAAGGCACAUGAAUGGGUUGAACGGUCAUAUUCUUUAAUCAAACAGUGGACCUGGUAUCUCGUUCAAUAUUCCCUGAGGCCGGAAAAUCAACUUUCUACCGAUGAUUUUGCCGGAUGGCUAGCCCUCCAAACCAACCUUGCUUUGAAAGGAAUAGUCGGGAUUAAUGCCAUGAGUGAGAUUGCUAAGUUUACCAAGAAUGAUGUGGACGCAGUAUAUUUCAAGAACAUAUCGGAUACAUAUAUUACUAAAUGGGAGGAAUACGGUCUUUCAAGAGACAAAACCCAUGCUAAAGUUGCGUAUGAUUGGUAUGGCUCGUGGACAACGUUAUAUAACAUGUACGCCGAUGCACUUCUAUGUUUCCAUCUAGAUGGAACAGACCUGGACCCUCAUGGCACUGCGAACGGAACUUCAUCGCCAUCCACUACACCAAAGCGACAGGGAUUCGUUCCAAGGCAUAUAUACACCUUACAGUCGAAGUGGUACGAAAACGUUCGACAGAAGUAUGGUCUCCCCCUUGAUAGCCGGCAUCUAUACACAAAAUCGGACUGGGAAUUUUUCGCUAUGGCAGUUGCUAGCCCGUCAACUCGUCAUGACAUUCUGCAAUCGGUUGCUUUAUGGGUUAACGAGACAAAGACUGAUCGCCCAUUGACUGAUCUUUAUCAAACAGAGGGCGACGGCGGAUUUCCUGGCCCAAAUUUUUUUGCUCGACCGGUUGUUGGCGGACAUUUUGCUUUCCUAGCUCUAGAACGAGCAUGUAAAGGAAAAGCCAUGGAAGGUUUGAGCUUUCUGGACGAAAUUUUACCAGAAAAGCCGAAAAUAACUAUUCCGACUGAUGAGGGAAGGGACAAUGAGGAUGAGGAUUUGUGGGUAGAAUACUAA